Bombina bombina (fire-bellied toad) is the source of this 2296-nucleotide messenger RNA. It is a transcript of the gene ANXA7, whose product is annotated as annexin A7. The transcript has 14 exons. NCBI's taxonomy places the organism in Eukaryota, Metazoa, Chordata, Amphibia, Anura, Bombinatoridae. Bases 439 to 1980 code for a protein of 513 amino acids. Gene Ontology annotation, molecular function: calcium ion binding; calcium-dependent phospholipid binding. The record is from RefSeq and is a predicted model, not a curated record. Gene Ontology annotation, cellular component: cytoplasm.
GGGUGUCUGCUGAUUUGCAGCUCUCUCCGUGACGUGAACGUAGGCGGACCUCUGUUUCUUAGCGCUCCGCUGAUUGGUAGGAGGAUGCAGUGACGUAUCCAAGGCUCAGCCGCACCCUGACACGCCCACUCCCGCAUUCCGCGUUCUUAGCUACAAGUUACACCUCACCCGCCUUACGCAACCCUUGAGAUCCGCGCGUACCCGGAUACCCGUUGCCUCUAUUCCGGGUGUCUGCUGAUUUGCAGCUCUCUCCGUGACGUGAACGUAGGCGGACCUCUGUUUCUUAGCGCUCCGCUGAUUGUUAGGAGGAUGCAGUGACGUAUCCAAGGCUCAGCCACACCCUGACACGCCCACUCCCGCAUUCCGCGUUCUUAGCUACAAGUUACACCUCACCCGCCUUACGCAACCCGAGAGAUCCGCGCGUACCCCGAUACCCGAAUGGCGUUCCCAUAUUCUAAUUCAGGAUUCCCAGGUUACCCAGGGAGUGACCCAGCAUAUCCGCCUGGCAGUCAGCAGGGGUAUCCUGGUGGAGCUUUCCCUCCUGCUGGGGGAGGUGCUUUCCCACCUGCAUCUGGAGGUGGUUACCCAGCCGCAGGUGGCUACCCUGCACCUGGUGGCUUUCCUGGAGCGUGCCCUCCUGGCAGUGUGCCAUCUUAUCCUGGUGGUCCAGGCUAUGGGGCUCCUGGCGGAGGGGCUGGAUAUGGGGCCCCUUCUGGUGCACCAGGAUAUGGGGCACCCCAAGGGUUCCCUGGGUAUGGAGGGCCUGGGUUUGGUGCCCCAGCUGGUGGUUUUGGAGCACCAGGUGCAGGUGGCUUUGGUGCCCCUAGUGCCGGUGGCUUUGGAGCUCCUCCUGGCGGGUACGGUGCACCUGCUGGUGGGUAUGGGCCCCCUGCCGGAGGGCAGGGAUACGGAGGCUAUCAACAACCUUCUGCACAGACCUACGGAGGAGCAGUACCGGGGCAAGCUCCAGGUGGAUACCCCAGCGGGCCGGCACCAGGACAGCCACAGGCGCCUUUCGCAGCUGCCAUGAGCGCCACACAGGGCACAAUAAAACCAGCCGCCAAUUUUGAUGCUUUAAGUGAUGCUGAAAAGUUACGGAAGGCAAUGAAAGGGUUUGGAACGGACGAGCAAACCAUUAUUGACAUUGUGGCAAAUCGCUCUAAUGACCAGAGGCAGAAGAUUAAGGCUGCGUUUAAGACUGCUUAUGGGAAGGAUUUAAUAAAAGAUUUAAAGUCUGAACUUAAUGGUAAUGUUGAGGAGCUGAUUAUCGCUCUCUUUAUGCCGUCUACAUACUAUGACGCCUGGAGCUUGUACCAUGCCAUGAAGGGAGCAGGUACUCAGGAGCGAGUUCUCAUUGAGAUUCUGUGUACGCGGUCAAACAGUGAAAUCCGCAACAUUGUAGCCUGUUACAAAUCUGAGUUUGGCCGAGACAUUGAGAAAGAUAUCCGAUCGGACACCUCGGGGCACUUCGAGAGGCUGCUUAUAUCCAUGUGUCAGGGAAAUCGUGAUGAGAGCCAAACUGUGAACCGUCAGCAAGCUCAGCAAGAUGCCCAGCGCCUGUACCAGGCUGGAGAGGGCAAGCUGGGCACAGACGAAUCUUCCUUUAAUCUAGUGCUGGCAAGUCGGAGUUUCCCUCAUUUGAAAGCUGUUGUUGAGGAAUAUUCUAGAGUUGCAAAUCGCGACUUGAUAAGCUCCAUCGGCAGAGAGUUCUCUGGAUAUAUAGAAGACGGGUUGAAGGCAAUUUUGCAGUGCGCUCUGAACCGACCGGCCUUCUUCGCUGAAAGACUUUAUCGCGCCAUGAAGGGCGCAGGCACAGACGAUUCUACCCUGAUCAGAAUUAUUGCCACGCGCAGUGAGAUUGAUCUGGUGCAGAUUAAACAAGCCUUUACACAGAUGUUCCAGAAGACUCUCGCCACCAUGAUCUCUAGCGACACAAGUGGUGAUUACAGGCGUUUGCUGUUGGCGAUCUCUGGCCAGUAGGUAACUCAUCGAUGGACUCCGUGCUGUGUGAGGGAACCUGUUACUUGUGUGUGGGUUAGGCCUACAUUGUGUUUUUUUAUACUUUUGCCUUAAAAAUAUAUCUAGUCGGUUUCACUUCACGCAAAUGUAUAGCACUUCGAGUGCAGUCUCUCUGGGAAGUCUCUGUCUAGUUUGUUUACAGUAAGAAAUCCACUCUUUGUAUAGGAAAUGUGUAUAGGAACAAGUGUUCCUGUGUGUUUGUAAAACGGCUAUUUACAGAAAUAAAGGUUAAUGUCAGAUACUUCUAUAGCAUGAAUAAACCUGACAUUUUCUAACA